Messenger RNA from Pocillopora damicornis (cauliflower coral), 1358 nucleotides. RefSeq names its product adiponectin receptor protein 2-like. The record is from RefSeq and is a predicted model, not a curated record. Gene Ontology annotation, molecular function: signaling receptor activity. Gene Ontology annotation, biological process: adiponectin-activated signaling pathway. NCBI's taxonomy places the organism in Eukaryota, Metazoa, Cnidaria, Anthozoa, Scleractinia, Pocilloporidae. Gene Ontology annotation, cellular component: plasma membrane.
AUGCUACUGCAAAGGAAGACAUCGUUUCUCCGGGAGUCAGAGUUGGUACAUCAUAAUAAACACCACCUUUUGUCCCAUUCUGAACUACCAGAUUGGCUUCGCGGAAAUGAAUUUUUAUCCCAUUUCCAUAGACCCCCUAUGCCAUGUUUUAGAUCUUGCUUUAAGAGUAUCUUUAAACUUCACAGUGAGACGGGUAAUAUUUGGACUCAUUUGAUUGGUUUUAUUGCGUUUGUAUGCAUCACAUCGUACAUGCUUGUGCGACCCGUCACUGAGGCUUAUCCAUUUCCUGGAGACUGGCGUGAGAAACUUGUCUUCAGCUGCUUCUUCGUGGGUGCAAUCUUGUGUUUGGGAGUGUCGUGGAUUUUUCAUACUGUUUAUUGCCAUUCAAAGACCAUCUCCAAGAUAUUUCGCAGGCUUGACUACGCAGGAAUAGCAAUAUUCAUUAUGGGAUCGUUCAUACCUCCGUUAUAUUACGGUUUUUACUGUUCGAGAGUUUUGAAGAUUGUAUACAUGUCAAUGAUCUGUUCUCUUGGUGUCAUCUGCAUUAUUGUUUCCUUGUGGGACAAAUUCAGCGCGCCCCACUACCGACUAUUGAGGGCAGGUAUAAUGCUUUCAUUUGGUUACUGUGGAUUUAUUCCUGUGAUACAUCUCAUAUGUUUAUAUGGAAUAACUUUAGCAUACCGGCAGGCAGCGGGCGGCUGGGUUGCUCUGAUGUGUCUUCUCUACACUGCAAGUGCUGUUAUGUAUGCCACUCGAAUUCCUGAAAGAUUUUUUCCCGGCAAGUGUGACAUCUGGUUUCAGAGCCACCAGAUCUUCCAUUUACUUGUCCUGGCUGCAGCGUUUGUUCAUUUGUACGGAAUUUGUCAGAUGGCACAAUACAGAUUUGAAAAGGGACCUUCGUGCGAAAGUUGAACUUUGCCAGGAUCAUUCUUUCCAUCCAGGCACACUAUGAGAGGAAGAAGAAAUGGCGAGAACACGUACUUGUGAUAGAAUGCCUUGGUAUUUUAAGAGGGGGUCUGGGUCAUGGUCAUAAAAGGUCGCGAGCUAGGUCUCUCUAAACCGUGUUCACGCUUAGUGAGCCCAAAUAUUUUUUUGCUCAGUUAAAAGUGAAUCAAUCGGAAAGCGUUUGAGUAAAAGUUCCAGUAACUAUCGACUUUAGGUAAGACUCCGCAGAACUCAUGAUUUGAAGUGAUGCGUGUGAAGGAACUGCUUGGAAAGGAGAGUUAAAUUUCUGAGUCCUACGAUGGAACUGCUUCCUAAUGUUUGUGUGAGGAGGACACAAAGGCGAUUUUGGAUAACGCCACAGUAGAGGCGUUAGCGUUGUGCAUUUCGCUCGCGUAAGGGUGCUGAAGACUGAC